ACGGUGACGACACGAGUCCGGAGAUCGGGCCGGGGCCGGCGCGUUCUUUGUCUGUGUGUGGCACGGACGUUGGCUGUGUGAUCGCGUGGCCGGGCGCCUUGUUCGCCAUUUGUUUUCUCGAACCCGACGAGCCGGUAAUCGCGCCCUCCCAGUGAGCACGACCGCGCACGGACACCGCCCCCGCAUUCGAUGAGCCAUCUGAAGCGCAAGGCAGACGGCCCGCUCCUCCCCCUGCGCGCCCCGAAGCAGCCCAGAACCGCCUUCCUCGGCUACGACGGCGCCAACGCGGGGCCCUCCAACCUCAUGGGUGUCCUCUCCAAGUGGAUGGCGUCCGUCGGCGAGAUCAUGGAGUCGGGGCUGAACGCCGUCCGAGACCUGUCUCUCCUGCCCCCCGAGGAAUCACAGCCUGUUCGGCAGGCAAAUGGCGACGCGCGCGUGCCACAGGCGAAUGGGCAUGCGACGCGCCCCUCCGCUCCCGGCCCCUCGCGCCAAGCGGCACCAACACGUCCUGUACAAAUACCCCCGCCUCCCUGCGCGCCGCCUAAAUCCCUCAGGCCGCUUCCUGCCUCUUCCUCCCAACGCGACGCCGCCCGCAUGCCACCACCACCCGUCCCAAACGGUCUCCGGCCCUCUACCUCUCUGCCAUCUUCUUCCUCUGGCUCAUCCUCUACCUCCUCGAGCCUCAGCAGCAACCCAGCCCCUGCGGACGUGCGCAUUGCGAAAGCGCUCGAGGAGAGGAGGAGAAGGAAUGAGCUGGAGAAGCAGGGUGUUGCACGCUUGUAUGAGGAUAGACCACACAUAUAUGCGAAACAAGUAAUUGUAUCCAUUCCCGCAUUGCGCCCUAAAAACUGACCCCGCGCCUUAGCACAAGCAGCGCGUAAGGGAGGCCACACAACUCGAUUUUGAGAAGACGAGGAAAGAGAUCUUCGACAUCAAGCGGAGGUCCGGGUACAGCUCAAGCGAAGAGGAGUUC
Molecule: messenger RNA, 973 nt
Organism: Schizophyllum commune H4-8
Lineage: Eukaryota; Fungi; Basidiomycota; Agaricomycetes; Agaricales; Schizophyllaceae
Exons: 3
Coding region: 190-852 (220 amino acids)
Source: RefSeq, a predicted model, not a curated record